Paramecium sonneborni is the source of this 1524-nucleotide messenger RNA. The record is from the annotation of a GenBank genome assembly. Lineage: Eukaryota; Ciliophora; Oligohymenophorea; Peniculida; Parameciidae.
AUGGAUUCAUUAGAAUUGUUAAAUUUAAAUAGAUCAACUAUUUAAGAUUUCAAUAUUCCAAAUAUAAAUUCAGAAUCUAAAAUGCCAAAUAGAAAUUACUCUUAAACUUAAUUGAAUUCUUAUAAAAUUAGAUAAAAUACAUUAAGCACUUGUCAGAAUUCUUAAAGAAGUUUAAAAUUAUAAACUAAAGAUAACGGAUAUCAUCGGAUUGCCUAUUAAUAAUAAAUUAAGAAAAAUCAAAUAUCAUUAAAAACAAAAAGAUCUGUUUCAUCUAUUUCUAGUACAUCUUCAAUGCAAUAAUCAUUUCUUAAAAUGGAAGAAAAAAUGAGAAAAUUCAAAAUGAAUCAUCCAGAAAUAAUAGAUCAAAAAUAUAUGAUAUCUGGAUAUCUAGAAUUAUCCAAAGAUUAUAAAACCUUAGUUCUUACUAUUAGAAAAUAUGGAUAAGAUUUAGAUGCUGUCUUAAAAUUUGGAUUAAAUGAUUUAAAAGAAGAUAAUAUUAAUAAGAUUGAUUAAUUCUUUGAAAAUCACUCGAACUUAUUAUAAACUAAAGUAGAUGAUUAUUUUAAAAUUAAAGAAUGUUUCUACAGAUUCUUAAGAAUGCGAAUCUAAGUAUGCAGAAUUAUGAUUUUAGGAACCUUAUUAUUAUAGAGUUAAGAAGAAAAUUCAUAUUAUUGAAAAAUAGAAUAAAAUCUUUGAAACAUUUCGUAUUUAUUUAGAAUCAUUUAAAUUUAUUAAUAAGGAAGGAUUUCAUUAUUUUUAAGAAGAUUUAGAAAGUAUGAAAAAUUUCAAAAAACCUCCUAUUCAAGAAUCUUUUGGGUAACUGUUUGAUGAAAAAAUUGAAAAACUUAAAGAAUAAAUGUAUAAAACAAAAGAAUUAAAAGAUGGUUAAGAAUUAAGUAAAAUAUUUGACCAUAAAAUUGAAUAAAUUAAAAGAUGGAAAUAAUUAAUCAUAAAGUUAGCAUAUUUUUAAUAUAUUUUCACCAUAAAAUAUUUAUUAAACACAAAUUCAAAAUCUAAGAAAAUAAUAAAAAGCAAAAAAUUAUAUGAUUAAAUAUUUUAACUUUUAGAAGAAGUUGAUAAAUUUUAAAUUGAGAAUUUUUCUAUAAGUUAGGUUUAUUAAGAGGAAAUUUCUUAAUUUAAAUAUGGUUUUAAUGAAAUAAAAUAAUAAAUUAUUUAAUGGAAUAUAAAACUAAGAGAGAAUUAAUUUUAUAAUUCAAUUUUAAUACUAAUAAAGUAAAAUUUAUAGCUUAAACGUGUAAAUUAAUACUUAGAAAAUAUAAUAUUAGUAAUUAAUUUUAUAAUCUCUAGAUAAGAGAAUAAGAAGAUUAUGAUCAAAGAAAUGAAGCAAAAGCAACAGAUCUUAUAGUAAAAACAAAGUUACAAUUAUAAAAUAAUGCUCAUACACUACAAUAGAUAAAGUAAUGCGAAUAAAUAAAGGAUGACGAAUAUAUUUAAAAACAAUUUAAUAAAUUCAUAGUUUUAAAGGAUUAUUUUUAGAAUUUAAAGUAAGAGUUUGAAAUCUGA